AUGGCAGGCCAACAAUUCCCCACUGAUGUUAAAGCUAAAUAUGUCCCAUAUGACAAUGAACAUUCAGAGAUCUUGAAAGCUGGUGCUCCAAAACCACUUGAUUUGGCAGAAGAGUUAAAAGAUGGAACUGUCGUGGUUACUGCUAUUCCUGGAGCCUUCACUCCAACCUGUUCCCUUAAACAUAUCCCAGAUUAUAUCAAAAGCGUCGAUAAAUUGAAAAAAAAGGGCGUCAAGAGAGUUAUCGUUUUGGCGGUAAAUGACCCAUUUGUGUUAUCGGCUUUUGGUAAAGCGGUUGGUUACAAAAACGAGGAGAACUUUGUCAUUUUUGCUACUGAUCCAGAAGGUCAAAUUUCAAGUCAAUUGGGUGAAGACUAUGUCUUAGAUUUGAGUAAUGCAGGUUUGGGAAAGAGAUUACAAAGGUAUGCUGCUAUUGUUAAAGAUGGUGAGAUUUACUAUUUAGCUAAUGAAGAUGGCGGUGAUUUCACAGAUAAGUCAAGUGCUGAAACAUUACUUGACAAGUUGUAA
Molecule: messenger RNA, 525 nt
Organism: Lodderomyces orthopsilosis Co 90-125
Lineage: Eukaryota; Fungi; Ascomycota; Pichiomycetes; Serinales; Debaryomycetaceae
Product: peroxiredoxin family protein
Exons: 1
Coding region: 1-525 (174 amino acids)
Biological process (GO): cellular response to oxidative stress; hydrogen peroxide catabolic process; cell redox homeostasis
Cellular component (GO): peroxisome; cytoplasm; mitochondrion
Molecular function (GO): thioredoxin peroxidase activity
Source: RefSeq, a predicted model, not a curated record